This is a messenger RNA of Choloepus didactylus (southern two-toed sloth), 8472 nucleotides long. It is a transcript of the gene FLNA, whose product is annotated as filamin A. The record is from RefSeq and is a predicted model, not a curated record. Lineage: Eukaryota; Metazoa; Chordata; Mammalia; Pilosa; Megalonychidae. Gene Ontology annotation, molecular function: actin filament binding. Gene Ontology annotation, biological process: actin cytoskeleton organization. The transcript has 47 exons. The coding region runs from base 183 to 8129 and encodes 2648 amino acids.
CGCGCGGCGCGCAGCGGACAGCAGCAGAGCCCGGAGGCGCCGGGCGCGGGCGCAAAAGCGAGCCAGGCGCCACCCCGCGGUCGCCGGCCACCCGCAGGGACAGCAGGUGCCUGCGACUUUAAUUGAAGGGCCGUCCCCUCGUCGAGGCUCCAGCACCGCCCCCCGGGUCCUUGCGCUUCAAAAUGAGUAGCUUCCACUCGCGGGCGGGCCAGAGUGCGGCGGGCGCGGCUCUGGGCAGCGGCGGCGCCGACUCUCGGGACGCCGAGAUGCCGGCCACCGAGAAGGACCUGGCGGAGGACGCGCCGUGGAAGAAGAUCCAGCAGAACACGUUCACGCGCUGGUGCAAUGAGCACCUCAAGUGCGUGAGCAAGCGCAUCGCCAACCUGCAGACGGACCUGAGCGACGGGCUGCGACUCAUCGCGCUGCUGGAGGUGCUCAGCCAGAAGAAGAUGCACCGCAAGCACAACCAGCGGCCCACCUUCCGCCAGAUGCAGCUCGAGAACGUGUCCGUGGCGCUCGAGUUUCUGGACCGCGAGAGCAUCAAGCUGGUGUCGAUCGACAGCAAGGCCAUCGUGGACGGCAACCUGAAGCUGAUCCUGGGCCUGGUGUGGACGCUGAUCCUGCACUACUCCAUCUCCAUGCCCAUGUGGGACGAGGAGGAGGACGAGGAGGCCAAGAAGCAGACGCCCAAGCAGCGGCUCCUGGGCUGGAUCCAGAACAAACUGCCGCAGCUGCCCAUCACCAACUUCAGCCGCGACUGGCAGAGCGGCCGUGCCCUGGGCGCCCUCGUCGACAGCUGUGCCCCAGGUCUGUGUCCUGACUGGGACUCCUGGGACGCCAGCAAGCCUGUGAACAACGCCCGCGAGGCCAUGCAGCAGGCCGAUGACUGGCUGGGCAUCCCGCAGGUAAUCACCCCCGAGGAGAUAGUGGACCCCAACGUCGACGAGCACUCCGUCAUGACCUACCUGUCCCAGUUCCCCAAGGCCAAGCUAAAGCCGGGGGCUCCCCUGCGGCCCAAACUGAACCCGAAGAAAGCCCGAGCCUACGGGCCAGGCAUUGAGCCGACGGGCAACAUGGUGAAGAAGCGGGCAGAGUUCACCGUGGAGACCAGGAGCGCCGGCCAGGGGGAGGUCCUGGUGUACGUGGAGGACCCGGCCGGCCACCAGGAAGAGGCCAAGGUGACUGCCAACAACGACAAGAACCGUACCUUCUCCGUCUGGUACGUCCCUGAGGUGACAGGGACACACAAGGUCACCGUGCUCUUUGCCGGCCAGCAUAUCGCCAAGAGCCCCUUUGAGGUGUACGUGGACAAGUCACAGGGUGACGCCAGCAAGGUGACUGCCCAGGGCCCGGGCCUGGAGCCCAGUGGCAACAUUGCCCAUAAGACCACGUACUUUGAGAUCUUCAUGGCAGGAGCAGGCACGGGUGAGGUGGACGUGACGAUCCAGGACCCCACGGGGCAGAAGGGCAGCGUGCAGCCCCAGCUGGAGGCCCGGGGUGACAGCAUGUACUGCUGCAGCUACCAGCCCACCAUGGAGGGCACACACACGGUCCACGUCACCUUCGCUGGCAUGCCCAUCCCUCGCAGCCCCUAUAGUGUCUCCGUGGGCCAAGCCUGUAACCCGGGGGCCUGCCGGGCCGUGGGCCGGGGCCUGCAGCCCAAGGGCGUGCGGGUGAAGGAGACGGCCGACUUCAAGGUGUACACGAAGGGCGCAGGCAGUGGCGAGUUGAAGGUCACCGUGAAGGGUCCCAAGGGUGAGGAGCGCGUGAAGCAGAAGGACCUGGGGGACAGCGUCUACGGCUUUGAAUAUUACCCCACCGUCCCUGGCACAUACACGGUCACCAUCACAUGGGGUGGCCAGAACAUCGCACACAGCCCCUUCGAGGUCAAGGUGGGCACGGAGUGUGGCAAUCAGAAGGUGCGGGCCUGGGGCCCCGGCCUGGAGGGUGGCGUGGUCGGCAGAUCGGCGGACUUCGUGGUGGAGGCCAUCGGGGAUGAUGUGGGCACCUUGGGCUUCUCGGUGGAAGGCCCAUCGCAGGCGAAGAUCGAGUGUGACGACAAGGGCGACAGCUCAUGUGACGUGCGCUACUGGCCACAGGAGGCCGGCGAGUACGCCGUGCACGUGCUCUGCAACAGCGAGGACAUCCGCCUCAGCCCCUUCAUGGCUGACAUCCGUGAGGCACCGCAGGACUUCCACCCAGACCGGGUGAAGGCCCAUGGGCCGGGAUUGGAGAAAACAGGCAUAGCCGUCAACAAGCCGGCAGAAUUCACGGUGGACGCCAAGCACGGCGGGAAGGCGCCCCUCAAGGUCCAAGUGCAGGACAAUGAGGGCUGCCCCGUGGAGGCCUCAGUCAAAGACAAUGGCAACGGCACCUACAGCUGCUCCUACGUGCCCAGGAAGCCGGUGAAACACACGGCCACCGUGUCCUGGGGGGGUGUCAACAUCCCCAACAGCCCCUUCCGGGUCAAUGUGGGUGCCGGCAGCCACCCCAACAAGGUUAAGGUCUACGGCCCCGGGGUGGCCAAGACGGGCCUCAAGGCUCACGAGCCCACCUACUUCACCGUAGACUGCACGGAGGCCGGCCAGGGAGACGUCAGCAUUGGCAUCAAGUGCGCCCCCGGCGUGGUGGGGCCGGCCGAGGCCGACAUCGACUUCGACAUCAUCCGCAACGACAAUGACACCUUCACGGUCAAGUACACGCCCUGCGGGGCCGGCAGCUACACCAUCAUGGUGCUGUUUGCUGACCAGGCCACCCCCACCAGCCCCAUCCGUGUCAAGGUCGAGCCCUCCCACGAUGCCAGCAAGGUGAAGGCCGAGGGGCCCGGCCUCAGCCGCACCGGUGUGGAGCUCAGCAAACCCACCUACUUCACGGUCAAUGCCAAAGCCGCCGGCAAGGGCAAGCUGGACGUCCAGUUCUCGGGCCCAGCCAAAGGGGACGCGGUGCGGGACGUGGAUGUCAUCGAUCACCAUGACAACACGUAUACGGUCAAGUACACGCCUGUGCAGCAGGGCCCAGUGGGUGUCAAUGUCACUUACGGAGGGGACCCCAUCCCCAAGAGCCCCUUCUCCAUGGGGGUGGUGCCAAGCCUGGACCUCAGCAAGAUCAAGGUGUCUGGCCUGGGAGAGAAAGUGGAUGUCGGCAAAGACCAAGAGUUCACAGUCAAGUCGAAGGGCGCCGGCGGCCAAGGCAAAGUGGCGUCCAAGAUUGUGGGCCCCUCGGGUGCCGCCGUGCCCUGCAAGGUGGAACCCGGCCUGGGGGCCGACAACAGCGUGGUGCGCUUCGUGCCCCGUGAGGAGGGGCCCUAUGAGGUGGAGGUGACCUACGAUGGGGUCCCUGUGCCCGGGAGCCCCUUCCCGCUGGAGGCCGUGCCCCCCACCAAACCUAGCAAGGUGAAGGCCUUUGGGCCUGGGCUGCAGGGUGGCAGGGCGGGCUCCCCGGCCCGCUUCACCAUCGACACUAAGGGCGCGGGCACGGGUGGCCUGGGCCUGACGGUGGAAGGCCCGUGUGAGGCCCAGCUCGAGUGCCUGGACAACGGCGACGGCACGUGCUCCGUCUCCUACGUGCCCACCGAGCCCGGGGACUACAACAUCAACAUCCUCUUCGCCGACACCCACAUCCCCGGCUCGCCCUUCAAGGCCCACGUGGCUCCCUGCUUCGAUGCAUCCAAGGUCAAGUGCUCGGGCCCGGGGCUGGAGCGGGCCACGGCCGGUGAGGCAGGCCAGUUCCACGUGGACUGCUCCAGCGCGGGCAGCGCCGAGCUGACCAUUGAGAUCCGCUCGGAGGCGGGGCUGCCGGCCGAGGUGCACAUCCAGGACCAUGGCGAUGGCACGCACACCAUCACCUACAUCCCCCUCUGCCCUGGCGCCUACACCGUCACCAUCAAGUAUGGCGGCCAGCCCGUGCCCAACUUCCCCAGCAAGCUGCAGGUGGCGCCCGCUGUGGACACCUCGGGCGUCCAGUGCUACGGCCCCGGGAUUGAGGGCCAAGGUGUCUUCCGUGAGGCCACCACUGAGUUCAGCGUGGAUGCCCGGGUGCUGACCCAGGCCGGGGGGCCUCAUGUCAAGGCCCGUGUGGCCAACCCCUCGGGGAACCUGACGGAGACGUACGUGCAGGACUGCGGCGACGGCACGUACAAAGUGGAGUACACGCCUUACGAGGAGGGCCUCCACUCCGUGGACGUCACCUACGAUGGCAGCCCAGUGCCCAGCAGCCCCUUUCAGGUGCCCGUGACCGAGGGCUGCAACCCCUCCUGGGUGCGGGUCCACGGGCCCGGCCUCCAGAGUGGCACCACCAACCAACCCAACAGGUUCACCGUGGAGACCAGGGGAGCCGGCACGGGGGGCCUGGGCCUGGCCGUGGAGGGCCCCUCCGAGGCCAAGAUGUCCUGCACCGACAACAAGGAUGGCAGCUGUUCCGUCGAGUACGUGCCCUAUGAGGCCGGCACCUACAGCCUCAAUGUCACCUACGGGGGCCACCAAGUGCCAGGCAGUCCCUUUAAGGUCCCCGUGCAUGAUGUGACCGACGCGUCCAAGGUCAAGUGCUCCGGGCCUGGCCUGAGCCCGGGCAUGGUCCGUGCCAACCUCCCUCAGUCCUUCCAAGUGGACACCAGCAAGGCGGGUGUGGCCCCGCUCCAGGUCAAAGUGCAAGGGCCCAAAGGCCUGGUGGAGCCAGUGGACGUGGUGGACAAUGCCGACGGCACUCAGACUGUCAGCUACGUGCCCAGCCGCGAGGGACCCUACAGCAUCUCCGUGUUGUAUGGGGACAAAGAGGUGCCUCGGAGCCCGUUCAAGGUCAAAGUGCUGCCGACGCACGAUGCCAGCAAGGUGAAGGCCAGCGGCCCUGGGCUCAACACCACCGGCGUGCCCGCCAGCCUGCCUGUGGAGUUCACCAUUGACGCUAAGGAUGCUGGGGAGGGCCUGCUGGCUGUGCAGAUCACGGACCCAGAGGGCAAGCCCAAGAAGACACACAUCCAAGACAACCACGACGGCACGUACACAGUGGCCUACGUGCCCGACGUGACGGGCCGCUACACCAUCCUCAUCAAGUAUGGCGGUGACGAGAUCCCCUUCUCCCCCUACCGUGUGCGGGCCGUGCCCACAGGGGAUGCCAGCAAGUGCACUGUCACAGUGUCAAUCGGAGGUCACGGGCUAGGUACUGGCAUCGGCCCCACCAUCCAGAUCGGGGAGGAGACGGUGAUCACCGUGGACGCCAAGGCCGCGGGCAAGGGCAAGGUCACCUGCACCGUGUGCACACCGGACGGCUCGGAGGUGGACGUGGACGUGGUGGAGAAUGCGGACGGCACCUUUGACAUCUUCUACACGGCGCCCCAGCCGGGCAAAUACGUCAUCUGCGUGCGCUUCGGCGGCGAGCACGUCCCCAACAGCCCCUUCCAAGUGACGGCCCUGGCCGGGGACCAGCCCAGCACACAGCCGCCGCUCCGGCCUCAGCAGGUGGCCCCGCCGUACGCCUAUCCCCAGGGCGGCCAGCAGACUUGGGCCCCAGAGAGGCCCCUGGUGGGAGUCAAUGGGCUGGAUGUGACCACCCUGAGGCCCUUCGACCUCGUCAUCCCCUUCACCAUCAAGAAGGGGGAGAUAACUGGGGAGGUGCGGAUGCCCUCAGGCAAGGUGGCCCAGCCCUCCAUCACCGACAACAAGGACGGCACCGUCACUGUGCGCUACGCCCCCAGUGAGGCUGGCCUGCAUGAGAUGGACAUCCGCUACGACAACAUGCACAUCCCAGGCAGCCCCUUGCAGUUCUACGUGGAUUACGUCAACUGCGGUCACGUCACUGCAUACGGGCCGGGCCUCAGCCACGGCGUGGUCAACAAGCCUGCCACCUUCACCGUCAACACCAAGGACGCGGGCGAGGGGGGCCUGUCGCUGGCCAUCGAGGGCCCGUCCAAGGCCGAAAUCAGCUGCACAGACAACCAGGACGGGACAUGCAGCGUCUCAUACUUGCCCGUGCUGCCCGGUGACUACAGCAUCUUGGUCAAAUACAACGAGCAGCACAUCCCGGGCAGCCCCUUCACGGCCAGGGUCACAGGUGACGACUCGAUGCGCCUGUCCCACCUGAAGGUGGGCUCGGCCGCGGACAUCCCCAUCAACAUCUCGGAGACGGACCUCAGCCUGCUGACGGCCACCGUGGUGCCCCCCUCGGGCCGGGAGGAGCCCUGUCUGCUCAAGCGGCUGCGCAACGGCCACGUGGGCAUCUCGUUCGUGCCCAAGGAGACCGGGGAGCACCUGGUGCAUGUGAAAAAGAACAGCCAGCACAUGGCCAACAGCCCCAUCCCCGUCAUGAUCAGCCAGUCGGAGAUCGGGGACGCCAGCCGUGUGCGGGUCUCGGGCCAGGGUCUCCAAGAAGGCCACACCUUCGAGCCCGCCGAGUUCAUCAUCGACACCCGGGACGCCGGCUACGGGGGGCUCAGCCUGUCCAUCGAGGGGCCCAGCAAAGUGGACAUCAACACCGAGGACCUGGAGGACGGCACGUGCCGAGUCACCUAUUGCCCCACGGAGCCCGGCAACUACAUCAUCAAUAUCAAAUUCGCCGACCAGCACGUGCCCGGCAGCCCCUUCUCCGUGAAGGUGACAGGCGAGGGCCGGGUGAAAGAGAGUAUCACGCGGAGGCGGCGGGCACCCUCGGUGGCCAAUGUCGGCAGCCACUGCGAUCUUAGCCUGAAGAUCCCCGAAAUCAGCAUCCAGGAUAUGGCUGCCCAGGUGACCAGCCCGUCGGGCAAGAUCCACGAGGCCGAGAUCAUGGAGGGUGAGAACCACACCUACUGCAUCCGUUUCGUGCCCGCCGAGAUGGGCACUCACACGGUCAGCGUCAAGUACAAGGGUCAGCACGUGCCUGGGAGCCCUUUCCAGUUCACCGUGGGGCCCCUGGGGGAAGGCGGAGCCCACAAGGUCCGGGCCGGGGGUCCCGGCCUGGAGAGGGCUGAAGCCGGGGUGCCAGCCGAGUUCAGCAUCUGGACCAGGGAGGCUGGGGCCGGGGGCCUGGCCAUUGCCGUGGAAGGGCCCAGCAAGGCUGAGAUCUCCUUCGAGGACCGCAAGGAUGGCUCCUGUGGCGUGGCCUACAUGGUCCAGGAGCCAGGUGACUACGAGGUCUCGGUCAAGUUCAACGAGGAGCACAUCCCCGACAGCCCCUUCGUGGUGCCCGUGGCCUCUCCGUCGGGCGAUGCCCGCCGCCUCACUGUUUCUAGUCUUCAGGAGUCAGGGCUAAAGGUCAACCAGCCAGCCUCUUUUGCAGUCAGCCUGAACGGGGCCAAGGGGGUGAUUGAUGCCAAGGUGCACAGCCCCUCGGGAGCCCUGGAGGAGUGCUAUGUCACCGAGAUCGACCAAGAUAAGUAUGCCGUGCGCUUCAUCCCGCGGGAGAACGGUGUCUACCUGAUCGAUGUCAAGUUCAACGGCACCCACAUCCCCGGCAGCCCCUUCAAGAUCCGAGUUGGGGAGCCUGGGCAUGGCGGGGACCCAGGCCUGGUGUCUGCCUACGGAGCGGGCCUGGAAGGCGGCGUCACAGGGAGCCCGGCCGAGUUUAUUGUCAACACGAGCAACGCGGGAGCAGGUGCCCUGUCGGUGACCAUCGAUGGCCCCUCCAAGGUGAAGAUGGAUUGCCAAGAGUGCCCCGAGGGCUACCGGGUCACCUACACGCCCAUGGCCCCCGGCAGCUACCUCAUCUCCAUCAAGUACGGUGGCCCCUACCACAUCGGGGGCAGCCCCUUCAAGGCCAAAGUCACAGGGCCCCGCCUGGUCAGCAACCACAGCCUCCAUGAGACCUCGUCGGUGUUUGUGGACUCCCUGACCAAGGCUGCCAGUGCCCCGCAGCACGGGGUCCCGGGCCUGGGGCCCACGGACGCUAGCAAGGUGGUAGCCAAGGGCCUGGGGCUGAGCAAGGCCUACGCUGGCCAGAAAAGCAGUUUUACGGUUGACUGCAGCAAAGCAGGCAAUAACAUGCUGCUGGUGGGGGUGCACGGCCCACGGACGCCCUGCGAGGAGAUCCUGGUGAAGCACAUGGGUAGCCGGCUCUACAGCAUCUCCUACCUGCUCAAGGAGAAGGGGGAGUACACGCUGGUAGUCAAGUGGGGCGACGAGCACAUCCCGGGCAGCCCCUACCGUGUCACGGUGCCCUGAGGGGCCCAGCCCCAUCCCACCCCACCCCACCUGCCGGGCCCAGCCGGCAGCUCCCACGACGAGAAGUGCCCCUGCACCUGCCCCACCCCUGCCCGAGCAGCCCCCCUCUCCCACCCCCUGGCCCUGGGCCCCGGCCUGAUCUGACCGUCCCGUCACUCCAGGGCCCCCACCCCGCGCUCUCACCGGCCUCGCCCAACCCGCGGCCUCGCAGCUUUCACUUGGGAGAAGGGGAGAGGCGAGAGAAGGGUUCCAGGAGGGGUGAGGAGUGGGGUGGGGGUGUCCUUGCACGACCACCUGCUAGUUCUCUUCCCCAGCCGAGAGGAAUAAAGUUCUGCUUCCAUUA